Brassicogethes aeneus is the source of this 1008-nucleotide messenger RNA. The record is from the annotation of a GenBank genome assembly. Lineage: Eukaryota; Metazoa; Arthropoda; Insecta; Coleoptera; Nitidulidae.
AUGAUAGGUGAACUAAUAGAAAAUAGAGUCGAUAUUGGUGGUACUCCUUUGUUUUUAACAAUAGAUCGAAUCGAUAUAAUUGAAUAUAUAGCAAUGACAACACCUACUAGAUCGAAAUUUGUGUUUAGAGAGCCAAAACUGUCUUAUGUUACUGAUGUCUACACAUUACCUUUUGAUAAUUCGGUUUGGUACUGCACCAUAGCGUUGGUUCUUUUUAGUUCGAUUAUAUUGUUUAUUGCUAUUAAAUGGGAAUAUAUUUUAAAGGGUGAAGAUUAUCACUUUAAGAAUGAGGAAAUAGAACCUGAACUCCAAGCUUCAGUGUCAGAUGUUGCUUUUCUAUCUAUUGGAGCAGUUUGCCAGCAAGGAGCUGCAGCGGUUCCAUUUAGCUUACCAGGACGAAUUACCACGAUAUUUUUGUACAUCGCCUUGUUUUUCCUUUACACCUCUUAUUCUGCAAAUAUAGUUGCAUUGCUACAAUCAUCAUCACACAGCAUUAAGAAUUUAGAAGAUCUAUUAAAGUCCAGGUUACAAGUUGGAGUAGAUGAUACUGUAUUUAAUAGAUUUUACUUUCCAGUUGCUCCUCCCGGAAAACCAAAUAAAUUCAUGCCAAUUGAGGAAGGUAUCAGAAAAAUGAGAGGAGGUUUAUUUGCUUUUCAUGUUGAAACUGGUGCAGGAUACAAACUUGUUGGCGAGACAUUUCAUGAAGACGAAAAGUGUGGACUACAAGAAAUCCAAUAUCUUCAAGUACCUGAUCCGUGGUUAGCCAUUCAAAAAAAUUCUUCUUUUAAGGAGAUUUUAAAGAUAGGUUUAAAAAGAAUUCAAGAAAUAGGAUUGCAAAUACGAGAAGUGGGAUUGAUUUAUUCAAAAAAGCCUGCCUGUUUAGGUAGAGGUACUAGUUUUAUAAGCUUUGGUAUUGUUGAUUGUUACCCACCUGUUGUGGUGUUGGCAGCAGGACUGCUACUAUCCUUUAAUUUGCUGCUAGUGGAAAUAGGAGUCCAAUACACGUAA